GGGGAGAGAAAAGUAUCAACAAUUCGUAAUGUGUUAGCUGUUAUUAAGGGGUUAGAAGAGCCCGAUCGUUUUGUGCUUAUGGGCAAUCAUAGAGAUGCAUGGAGUUUUGGGGCUGUGGACCCAAACAGUGGAACUGCUGCAUUACUCGACAUUGCACGUCGAUUUGCUCUUUUGAGACGGUUGGGGUGGAGCCCUCGAAGAACAAUUCUUCUUUGCAGUUGGGAUGCUGAAGAAUUUGGUAUGAUAGGAUCUACUGAGUGGGUUGAGCAAAACAUUGUGAAUCUUGGAACCAAAGCUGUGGCCUACCUUAACGUAGAUUGUGCAGUUCAGGGGCCAGGAUUCUUUUCUGGUGCGACUCCUCAGCUUGAUGAUCUCCUUCUUAAGGUUACUGCACAGGUCCAGGAUCCCGACGUGAAAGGUGCAACAGUGUAUGACACAUGGACUGCCACAAAUGGUUUUGGGAAUAUUGAAAGACUUGGUGCUCUGAAUUCUGAUUUUGCUGCAUUUGUGCAACAUGCAGGAGUUCCUUCUGUUGAUGUGUAUUAUGGAAGAGAUUUUCCUGUCUAUCAUACCGCCUUUGACACCUAUGAUUGGAUGGCAAAUUAUGGAGAUCCAUCGUUUCAUCGACAUGUGACUGUUGGAAACAUUUGGGGACUGCUAGCCCUUCGACUCGCUGAUGAUUUAAUUCUCCCUUUCAGUUACGUCUCUUAUGCGAAUCAGUUACAGGCAUACAAGGAUACACUUAAUGAUUUCUUAGAUGAGAGCGUAUCAUUGCUCCCAUUAUCGACAGCCAUCCAAGAACUACAAUCUGCUGCCCAAGAAAUUGAGAACGAAGCCAAGAGGUUGAGAGAGCAAGAAACUUCUAGUGAUGUGGCAUUGUUGCAGAAGCGAGCAUUAAACGAUCGUUUGAUGCUUGCCGAAAGAGGCUUCUUGGAUGUAGAUGGGCUCCGAGGCCGUCCUUGGUUCAAGCAUCUUGUUUACGGGCCUCCGAGCGACUAUGAAAGUGCACUGGUUUACUUUCCCGGUAUUGCAGAUGCAGUUUCCGAAUCCACGAAAAUGAACCAAAGAGAAAGGCAGGCUGCAAUUCAGCAUGAGAUCUGGAGAGUGGUUAGAGCCAUUAGAAGGGCCGCUACUGCUCUUAAAGGUGAUCUCUCAUGAAACAAAGGAAAAGGCAUCUAAAAUUUUACAGCAUCUGAGUUUUAUACAUAUGGGGAAUGAAAGCGAUAGCAAGUACCGAACACACGCCUUUGUAAGUUGUUCCUUAUCUCUCACUCGGUUUCUCAUCGUCACGUUGUCAUCUUCUUCUUCUGCUUUUUUCAUGGGAACUGAAGAUGAAUAGGUUUUAAAUUGUAAUAUAUUCCCUCGAGACUUCCUUUUUCUUGUUUUUUUUGUUGAACACAAGGUAUGAGGUCGUUUCCAUGAAUAUAUACCUGUUUUUUUUUGCUUUGAAAAA
Messenger RNA from Momordica charantia (bitter melon), 1453 nucleotides. NCBI's taxonomy places the organism in Eukaryota, Viridiplantae, Streptophyta, Magnoliopsida, Cucurbitales, Cucurbitaceae. The record is from RefSeq and is a predicted model, not a curated record.